Messenger RNA from Gongylonema pulchrum, 423 nucleotides. Lineage: Eukaryota; Metazoa; Nematoda; Chromadorea; Rhabditida; Gongylonematidae. The record is from the annotation of a GenBank genome assembly.
CUAGGAGUGAAAGAACUGGGUGUGGAAUUCGUUCCAAUUGAUCAGCUAUAUUCGGAAGCUGAUUUUAUCAUCCUAACCUGCUUGGCAACUGAACAGAACAGAGGCAUGAUUGACAAGAGCGCUUUAUCAAAAAUGAAGAAGAAUGCCAUACUGAUCAAUACUAGCAGAGGCACGCUGGUAAAUCAAAAAGAUUUGUAUGAAGCACUGGAUAAAGGAGAAAUCCGGUCUGCGGGACUGGAUGUAACAACACCAGAACCAUUGCCUUUGGACGAUCCACUGUUCAAACUCAAGAACUGCGUAAUUUUGCCACACAUUGGUUCCGCAACAGAGGCAACAAGAAAAGAGAUGAUGGAGCUUGCAGAAACAAAUCUAAUCAGCGGAUUAACUGGAAAGAAAAUUUCAGACAGAAUUCGUGCUGCCUAG